AUGAAGUUUCUCCUCCUCAUCCUCCUCGCCCAGCUCUGCUCGGCAACACUGGUCCCUGAGAAGGAGAAGGACCCUGAGUACUGGCGGGAGCAGGCGCAGGAGACCCUGCGGAACGCGCUGCGGCUCCAGCACCUCAACCAGAACGUGGCCAAGAACCUCAUCCUCUUUCUGGGUGAUGGGAUGGGUGUCUCCACCGUCACGGCCGCUCGCAUCCUCAAGGGUCAGCUGCAGAACCACAAGGGUGAGGAGAGCCUGCUGGAGAUGGACAAGUUCCCUUACGUGGCCUUGGCCAAGACCCGCGACCGCUGCAACACCACCAAGGGCCAGGAGGUGACCUCCAUCCUCCGCUGGGCCAAGGAUGCAGGCAAGGCCGUGGGCAUCGUCACCACCACGCGGGUGACCCACGCGACGCCCAGCGCUGCCUAUGCCCACUCUGCCAACCGUGACUGGUACUCGGAUGGGGAGAUGCCCCCGGACGCGCUGGAGGGCGGCUGCAGGGACAUUGCCCGGCAGCUGGUGGAGAACAUCCCUGACAUCGAGGUGAUCCUGGGCGGGGGGAGGAAGUACAUGUUCCCCAAAAAUGCUAGUGAUGUGGAAUAUCCCCAUGAGGACAAGCACCGGGGCACCCGCCUGGACCGCAGGGACCUCGUCCAGGCGUGGUAUGAUGCCAAGCCCCCUGGCAAGGUUGCCAAGUACGUGUGGCACCGGAGGGACCUGCUGGCGAUGUCCCCAGCAGUGUCAUUGUCCCCAGGCCUCUUCGAGCCGGGUGACAUGGUGUACGAGCUGGACAGGAACAAUGAGACGGAUCCAUCUCUCACUGAGAUGGUGGCUGUAGCCAUCAGGAUGCUCCAGAAAAACUCCCGGGGGUUCUUCCUCCUGGUUGAAGGAGGCCGCAUCGACCACGGGCACCACGAGGGGAAGGCAAAGCAGGCGCUGCACGAGGCGGUGGAGCUGGACCGGGCCAUUGGGCUGGCCACUCACCUCACCUCGGUGCAGGACACGCUCAGCGUGGUCACUGCCGACCACUCGCACGUCUUCACCUUCGGCGGCUACACCCCACGUGGGAACCCCAUCUUCGGUCUGGCUCCGAUGCAGAGCGAUGUGGACCGCAAACCCUUCACCUCCAUCCUCUACGGCAACGGCCCCGGCUAUAAAAUCGUGGCAGGUGAACGUGAAAAUGUCUCCGCCGUGGAUUUUGCACACGCUGACUACCAGGCGCAAUCGGCCGUGCCCCUGCGCCAGGAGACCCACGGCGGGGAGGGCGGGGACGG
Nestor notabilis (Kea) is the source of this 1271-nucleotide messenger RNA. RefSeq names its product alkaline phosphatase, liver/bone/kidney (gene ALPL). The transcript has 11 exons. The annotation marks the transcript as partial. Gene Ontology annotation, biological process: dephosphorylation. NCBI's taxonomy places the organism in Eukaryota, Metazoa, Chordata, Aves, Psittaciformes, Psittacidae. The record is from RefSeq and is a predicted model, not a curated record. Gene Ontology annotation, molecular function: alkaline phosphatase activity. Gene Ontology annotation, cellular component: plasma membrane.